UUAAAAAAAUUGUGAAUGUGGAGUAUACUGGGACCGUUAAGUAGCCGGCGCCAAGUAUUCGAUAGCUCCAUGGUUUCGGUUCUUCUCAUCCCUUAAAACCCAACCCAAUCCCAUCUUCUUCCCCGUUUCCUCUAACUCGCUUUCGAACUCAAAACACUAGGUUUCACCCUUUUUUAGCCAUUGGAUCCUCAAAACGAAGCCUUACUCACCACAGGAAAACAUAUAGUACUACACAAUCAUGGUGGUCGAAACCAACUUCUCUUCUCCUCGAACCGACGCCUUUCCUGCCGGCCUCCGUGUUCUCGUCGUCGAUGACGAUCCUACCUGGUUGAAGAUCCUUGAAAAGAUGCUCAAAAAGUGUUUUUACGAAGUGACUACAUGUUGUCUUGCACGAGAAGCCCUGAACUUGCUUCGUGAAAGGAAGAAUGGUUAUGACAUCGUAAUCAGUGACGUUAACAUGCCCGACAUGGAUGGUUUUAAACUUCUCGAACACGUUGGACUCGAAAUGGAUUUACCUGUCAUUAUGAUGUCCGUCAAUGGAGAAACAAGAAGAGUGAUGAAAGGUGUUCAGCAUGGCGCCUGCGAUUACCUUCUAAAACCUAUUAGAAUGAAAGAGCUUCGGAAUAUAUGGCAGCAUGUGUUCAGAAAGAAGAUACAUGAGGUGAGAGACAUUGAAAGUCUGGAAGGCAUCGAAAGUAUUCAUAUGACAAGAAGCUGCUCCGAGCUGUUCGAUGAUGGGCACUUCCUUGGUGCAGAAGAUUCAACCUCGGGAAGGAAAAGAAAAGACGCUGACAACAAACAUGACGAUAAAGACCUCGUUGAUCCUUCAUCCACCAAGAAAGCCAGAGUUGCUUGGACAGUAGACCUUCACCAAAGAUUCGUCAAGGCAGUAAAUCAGAUUGGAUUUGAUAAAGUAGGACCUAAGAAGAUACUCGCUCUGAUGAAUGUACCGUGGCUAACGAGAGAAAAUGUUGCCAGCCACUUGCAGAAGUACCGCCUCUACUUGAGUAGGCUGCAGAAGGAAUGCGAUAUAAAGAACUCAUUUAUCGGAAUAAAGCAUUCGGAUCCAUCUUCGAAAGAUUCAACCUCCGGUUCUGGUCUCCAUAACUCAAUGAAUGUGAUACAGGACAAUGUGUCUAAUGGCAGCUUUAGUUUUUCCGUGAAUAACUCAUGUGUCCCGGAUGUCGAUCUCAAAGGCCACGAAGGUGAUGGAAAAGGAAUUACUUCAGGGCCAAUGGCAGAGUCCAAAGGAACAUUUUCUAUCGACAUUCCUGAUCCUCAUAAAGGCAAGAGUUUGCAGAUAAGCUUCGAUCAUUCCCAUGGAUCAGUUGAUUCGGUUGUAAACUUGGCAUCAUUCGGUUCUACUGACACGGUGCAGUACUCCUGGAAUGAAGUUCAUGAGAUUCAAUUCAAACAAGAGUAUGAACAGUUGCAAUUAGAAAACAGAAUCAACCAACAUCCGCUACCUGGUUUGCAGCAUGAUUUGCUGACCAAAUAUCUACAACCUGCCGUACCAGUUGGCCCUGGACCUUCCGUAACCGAAAAAACGGGUACCAGUAGUGGAUUUGAAUUUAAGCCUAUGUGUGACGAGUACAGAAGCGAUCACAUCAAACAUUCGACUCCAACAGAAGCAGCCGGUGAGAGCCAUACGCUUAAUGAUCAAGUUUUCGAGUCCAUUUGCACUUCUACAUCAAGCAUGAAAAGUCAGGACAUCAUUCCAAACCACCUCACGGAGUCGGAAUUUUCACCGAGAAACCUGUACGACGGACUAGGAGUCGAGGACUUGCAACUCUGUUGGCUUCAAGAUGAUUGUUAUGCCAUGAAUUCCGCUCUCCAGGGUUUCGACUGCACCGAGUAUAACAAUCCAGCAACGAUACCCGAAAUGCCGUUUCACUUGUAUGAUGCACCAAGGUUCGAUCACGAGCAUCUGUUCGAUCCCGCGGAAUAUUACAUGAUCGAUCAAGGAUUGUUUGCGUAGCACGGAAUCACAUCAACGGCGCAGAAACCGAUCCUUUGCUGUUAUAGGUAAUAUCUGUAAGUAGAGUACUUCCAUUUUCAUUGGAUUGAAAUGCCAUUUUGCCAUUCAAUUCUGGACUUGAAUGUUGAAGCAUGUAUGAUACAAGUGGUGAUAAA
Messenger RNA from Hibiscus syriacus, 2133 nucleotides. RefSeq names its product two-component response regulator ARR11-like. The coding region runs from base 239 to 1978 and encodes 579 amino acids. Gene Ontology annotation, biological process: phosphorelay signal transduction system; cytokinin-activated signaling pathway. The record is from RefSeq and is a predicted model, not a curated record. Lineage: Eukaryota; Viridiplantae; Streptophyta; Magnoliopsida; Malvales; Malvaceae. The transcript has 5 exons. Gene Ontology annotation, molecular function: DNA binding.